AUGAGGCGUCAUGUGUAAUGUGCAGAUAUCGCUGAAAGUGCGUUUCGUCCAAAUAUUAUUACGAACGUUGUAAAUAUUGUAUCAACGUAAAGGUCUGCUUUGCUUUGUGAGUACGGUGUUUCAGAAUACAUAUGAGGACCUUAACAAAAGUCCCAGAUUUGGUCCUUUCCUUACCACCAACACCGCGGCGAAAUGGAUUCGGUCGGUCAUUCCUAGCCGAGCAUUUUUUUUUUUAUCGGAACCAUGAUUUGGUUCUGACCGGUUCCUGUAUCCUAAGAUCGGUUCAUGUUUGUACCGGUGUGCUCCUAUGCACUAAUUGACACCAACUAGCCCUGUGAGAGGAGCCUGAUAUGUCUGGCGUGGCUGGAGCUGGGGCGUGCGCUAGCGUUGGCGCGGCCACCGCGAGUUGUACUUCAGCCGGCUCUACCUCUGGCGCACUAUGCGGCGGUUCGGGCAUUGCGGGUAGACUACCGACUCGGGUUUUGGAGCACAUUUUCUCGUAUCUGGAGUUGUCGGACCUCACGAAGUGUUUCUUGGUUUGCUGGCACUGGAACCACUGCCUCGCCGACGAGAACAGCGAGGUGUGGCGGAGCCUCUGCGCCCGCUUGCUCAGCGAAGAGGCUCUGCGCUCAGACAUCCUCUGCAACUUGCCAACGCACAGAGGGAAACUGAAGUCAUUUCAGCAUGCUCUGAGCUCCCACGACUGCUCGAGGAACGUGUAUGUUAAGAAGAACGGUUUCACCCUCCACCGCAACCCCAUCGCCCAGAGCACUGAUGGCGCUCGUGGUAAGAUCGGCUUCACGGAAGGCAGGCAUGCCUGGGAGAUCUGGUGGGAGGGGCCACUUGGCACCGUGGCAGUGAUUGGGAUUGCAACCAAGCGGGCACCAAUGCAGUGCCAAGGCUACGUAGCGCUGCUGGGUAGUGAUGACCAGAGCUGGGGAUGGAACCUGGUGGAUAACAACCUCCUUCACAACGGUGAAGUCAACGGGAACUUCCCUCAGUGCAACAAUGCACCAAAGUACCAGAUAGGGGAGAGGAUACGAGUGAUCCUGGACAUGGACGAUAAGACGUUGGCUUUUGAGCGAGGCUUUGAGUUCCUGGGCGUGGCCUUCAGGGGGCUGCCCAAGGCCUGCCUCUUUCCAGCAGUUUCAGCGGUUUACGGCAACACCGAAGUCACAAUGGUCUACCUGGGCAAACCUUUGGAUGGCUGAGACAUCGCACGUGACCAGGAGACAUUCACAUGACAGUGACUCGGAACAGCCCUUGGUGUGACAGAGAUGAGCUGUUUGGAACGAACAAAUGGGGGGUAUGGGUCCGACGCGCCACAGGAUGCGUGCUUGGCUUCCGCAAGUUUUCUCGAUGGCUGAGGAUGGUUAUUUUUAAAGUUCAUUUGAAUUUAAUUUAUUAAAAGACACUGGGCUAUGUCUUAGUUAAUCAAGCCAACCAGAAAAGAUGGUAGGUGGAAAUUUUAACCCUAAUCUUAACCCAAACUCUAUACAUAAUCUGAAAUCAGUGUGUUUAUAACACAUGACAGCGGUCAUGUCCAAUAAGUAUUGCAUUAAUACAACAACGGGAUGACUUUAGAAUUUUACUCUGCACCACAAAACCAACUCAUAUGCAGGCAUAUGACAUGCCAAAAUGAUGUUUCUGUUGCCUCUUCACAACGUGACCAUGUUGAGCUCAAAGGUAAGACUGCUUCACUACAAGAAUUAGUACUUUGCAUGCACUAUAAGUUGAAGCUGUCUUUCGCCAUUAGUGUUUGUGCAGGGAAACCUUGUAACUGUUCCUGUACUACUUCUCCAUUGUGAUGUAAUAGUGUAUGAUAUAUUUAUUUAUUAGGUUUUUCCUUGGUAUCAUUGAGUUCAUGGAACCAGUGAAUAAACUAUACGGUGCCAGUCUAA
Electrophorus electricus (electric eel) is the source of this 1901-nucleotide messenger RNA. RefSeq names its product F-box protein 45 (gene fbxo45). Gene Ontology annotation, cellular component: SCF ubiquitin ligase complex; synapse. Lineage: Eukaryota; Metazoa; Chordata; Actinopteri; Gymnotiformes; Gymnotidae. The record is from RefSeq and is a predicted model, not a curated record. Gene Ontology annotation, biological process: synapse assembly involved in innervation; proteasome-mediated ubiquitin-dependent protein catabolic process. Gene Ontology annotation, molecular function: protein binding.